Molecule: messenger RNA, 753 nt
Organism: Bicyclus anynana (squinting bush brown)
Lineage: Eukaryota; Metazoa; Arthropoda; Insecta; Lepidoptera; Nymphalidae
Product: trypsin, alkaline B-like
Exons: 4
Coding region: 1-753 (250 amino acids)
Biological process (GO): proteolysis
Molecular function (GO): serine-type endopeptidase activity
Source: RefSeq, a predicted model, not a curated record
AUGAAUAAAAUAGCACUAUUUUUUGUUUUUUACAUCACGCUUACGACUGCACUUCCACGACAGGAAAGAAUAGUCGGCGGAACUGUCACCAGCAUCAGUGUGCACCCGUACUCGGCAGCUCUCUUGAGUUUCAGAAGUAAUGGAAUCUUCGUGCAGACUUGCGGUGGCACCAUUAUAAACAACAGAUCUAUCCUCACAACCGGUUCUUGUUUAAACUACAAAGUGGAAAACUUGCGCUCUCGCAUCGCCUCAUCGUUUGCUAACAGCGGUGGGGAGGUUCACUUCGCGUCUCAGCUCAUCCAACACCCUGGAUAUGGAAUCUACACAUUGGAGAAUGACGUUGGUCUCUUCAGAGUACAAUUCGCUUUCCGAUUCGGACCCAAUGUACGAGCUGCACCCAUCGUUGGACCAAACGCUGUUAUUCCUGCCAACACAAUUGUUACGGCUAUCGGAUGGGGUUCGAUAAAUCCAGGUGGAUACGGUCGAUCGGAGCAGCUUCGUCAGGUACAAAUUCCAACGGUGCCGGACUACAUCUGCCAAUACAAUUACUUAAACAUGACCGCGGGUCAUUUGUGCGCUGGCCCGCUGGAGGGAGGUCGAGGUUCCUGCGAAGGCGACCAUGGAUCACCUCUAGUACUCAACAAUGCUAUUGUAGGCAUCACCAGUUUUGCGUACGAUUGUGGUGCGCCCAACUUACCUGCUCUAUACAGCAGGGUCGCAUACUUUUCCAACUGGAUUGUAGGCAAUGCUUAA